Messenger RNA from Clavispora lusitaniae ATCC 42720, 1641 nucleotides. It is a transcript of the gene MUP1, whose product is annotated as Mup1p. Gene Ontology annotation, biological process: amino acid transmembrane transport. The record is from RefSeq and is a predicted model, not a curated record. Gene Ontology annotation, molecular function: L-amino acid transmembrane transporter activity. Gene Ontology annotation, cellular component: membrane. Lineage: Eukaryota; Fungi; Ascomycota; Pichiomycetes; Serinales; Metschnikowiaceae.
AUGUCUUCUCUGGUUGAAGUCAAAUCCGAAAGUACCUUCCAGAAUAAGGACAUUCCUGACCUCCAGGUUUCCUCAGACAAUGAAUCCAAUGUCGCUGUGGUCAACAUAGAUCAGAACAAGAAGCAGAUUGGCGUGGUGUCUGCCAUCUUUUUGUGCACAAAUAGAAUUGUUGGUGCUGGUGUCUUCUCUACUGCCAGUACAAUUCUUAACCUUUCAGGUUCUGUGGGUACUUCGAUGGUCAUGUGGGCUGUCGGAUCUAUUAUCGCUUUUACCGGUCUUCUUACUUAUAUGGAGUUGGGUUCUGCCAUUCCAAGAAACGGUGGUGAAAAGAACUAUUUGGAAUACAUCUACCAAAAGCCAAAGUUUUUCGUCACAGCCAUGUAUGCAUCUUACGUUUUCUUUUUGGGUUGGGCUGCUGGUAACUCGAUUGUGACUGGUGAAUUUCUCUUGAACGCUGCCGGCAAAGAAAUCACCAAGUGGAACUCAAGAGGUAUUGGUGUGGCAGUCAUCACUUUUGCCUUUUUAAUUAACUCCUUGCAUGUGAAGUCCGGUUUGCUUUUAGCAAAUGCGUUGGGUGUCUUUAAAGUGGGUGUCAUUGUCUUCAUUAGUGUCACUGGCUGGGUCGCUUUAGGCGGAGGUAUCAAGAGCAAAAACUACUCAGACCCACACAACUUCACUGACUCUUUCAAAGGCACCACUCCAACCGGCUAUGGUAUUGUUAAUGCCUUGUACAAUGUCAUUUGGUCGUAUGUUGGUUACUCCAAUGCUAACUACGCCUUGGGUGAAAUCAAGAACCCCGUGAGAGUUUUGCGAAUUGCUGCUCCUAGUGCUUUGUGUAUCAUCGCCAUUCUCUAUAUUUUUGUGAAUGUUGCAUACUAUGCGGUUAUCCCAGCAGACGAGAUCAGAAAGUCCGAAAGAAUCGUGGUUGCUUUGUUCUUCAAGCAUGCUUUUGGUAACAAGGCCGAGAAGGCUGCCUCCGUCAUUGUUGCAUUGUCAACUUUGGGUAAUGUCUUAUCCGUUAUCUUCUCCCAAGGAAGAAUCAUUCAGCAAUUGGGCCGUGAAGGAAGUUUGCCAUUUUCCAAGUUCUUUGCUUCCCAAAGACCAUUCAAUUCUCCUUUCGUUGGAUUGUUCCAGCACUGGAUUGUUUGUAUUGUCACCAUUCUUGCUCCACCUCCAGGUGACGCAUACAACUUUGUUUUGAACUUGAUUUCUUAUCCAUUGAAUGUUGUCAAUACCUUUGUUGCGCUUGGCUUGUUGUACCUUAAGUACGAAACUUAUAAAGGAAGACGCCAAUGGAAAGCGCCUAUUACUGCUCCAUGGCCUGUGGUAGCAUUUUUCUUCCUUUGCUCCAUUUACUUGGUGGUUGCUCCUUACAUCCCUCCUUCUCACGGCCAGUCGGUUUACAAAAGCUUGCCAUACUACAUCCACUGUGUUGUCACGUGGGGUGUUUUUGCUAUUGGCGCUAUUUACUGGCUUUGUUGGACAAGAAUCAUGCCUCGUAUUGGCCAUUACACUUUGAUUUCAAAGGAAGUUCUCGGCUCCGACGGUUUCUGGAGAAAUAAGUUCUUUAAAGUUCCUCAUGGUGUGGAUCCUGACAGACAUACUGAGGAGAUUCUUAAUGAGGAAGCUCUCAAGGAGUAG